Molecule: messenger RNA, 9500 nt
Organism: Girardinichthys multiradiatus
Lineage: Eukaryota; Metazoa; Chordata; Actinopteri; Cyprinodontiformes; Goodeidae
Gene: celf2
Product: cugbp, Elav-like family member 2
Exons: 17
Coding region: 227-2230 (667 amino acids)
Biological process (GO): regulation of alternative mRNA splicing, via spliceosome; mRNA splice site recognition
Cellular component (GO): nucleus; cytoplasm; ribonucleoprotein complex
Molecular function (GO): mRNA 3'-UTR binding
Source: RefSeq, a predicted model, not a curated record
UGCUCUGUGCCAGAUAAUCACUCCCUCAGUUUAGACAGUUCCUGAUCAGUUCAGAGACUUAUUCUCAUAUAUUUGUAUGAUUUUUUUUUUUAAAACUUAAUACAUUUUAUUUAAUUCUGUUUGGGGUUUUUUGCUCCUUUGUACUUGUGGACAUGUUCAGUGCCGUCUCUUCAACCAUUGUGAGAGAGAAGAUGCAUGAAAGGACAACGAGGUUGCUGCAGAGAAAAUGAGAUAUGCAGCAGAGCUGAAGAAAACAGAUUCUGUGGGUGGUUUUAGAUGUUCUGGCUCCACUCCAAAGAGCUGCACUUCCUCUUGGAAAGAUCUGCAGCCUUCAGCUGGAGCUUUCACUGCCACACUGAAGGUUAUUGGCUGCAGCGUUCAGAGGAUGAGGAGGGAUCAGAGCAGACGGAGAGAUAUACCUUCAGGAGCUGAAUGGGGUGCAAAGAUGAGGAAGAUGCAGAAUGGAGAUUUCCUUUAUUGUGCAGAAACCUUAGAAGAUGAGACGCAGGAAGAAUUCAUCUCCACGUUUUCAGGGCUUCAGCGCUUUCAGCAAGCUUCUUCAGCAGAUUCGUUGCGUGUCACCAAGUUUUCUGUGAGGAAACCAAAUGAAAAGAGGCAGGACGCCAGCGACCUCUCUGGACCAAUACAAAGUAACGGCACGGCUGGGAAGAUGAACGGGGCGUUGGAGCAUUCGGACCAGCCGGACCCGGACGCCAUCAAGAUGUUUGUGGGUCAGAUCCCACGCUCUUGGUCGGAGAAGGAGCUGAAGGAGCUGUUUGAGCCGUACGGAGCCGUUUACCAGAUCAACAUCCUCCGAGACCGCAGCCAGAACCCUCCACAGAGCAAAGGCUGCUGUUUUGUCACGUUUUACACAAGGAAAGCUGCCCUUGAAGCCCAGAAUGCACUGCAUAACAUAAAGACCUUAACAGGGAUGCAUCACCCUAUUCAGAUGAAACCUGCAGACAGUGAGAAAUCUAAUGCUGUUGAAGACAGGAAGCUGUUCAUUGGCAUGGUGUCGAAGAAGUGCAACGAGAACGACAUCCGGGUCAUGUUCUCUGCGUUCGGACAGAUCGAGGAGUGCCGGAUCCUCCGGGGGCCCGACGGGCUCAGCAGAGGUUGUGCAUUUGUCACGUUUUCCACCAGAGCCAUGGCACAGAAUGCAAUCAAAGCCAUGCACCAGUCUCAGACUAUGGAGGGCUGCUCAUCUCCCAUCGUGGUGAAGUUUGCCGACACACAGAAGGACAAGGAGCAGCGACGUCUGCAGCAGCAGCUGGCGCAGCAGAUGCAGCAGCUCAACAGUGCGACCACCUGGGGGAGCCUGACGGGCCUGGGCGGCCUCACUCCGCAGUAUCUGGCUGUAAGAGUCGCUGCCGCCACGUCGCCCACCUCCAUCAUCACCUCCUCCUCCUCCAUCACCCCCUACUGCAGCCCUGUGGCCAGCGCAGCCACACUGCUGCAGCAGGCCGCCUCCUCCGGCAACCUGGGAGCCUUCAGCGGGAUCCAGCAGAUGGCCGGUAUGAGCGCUCUGCAGUUGCAGAACCUGGCCACUUUAGCAGCAGCGGCGGCAGCAGCCCAAAACUCAGCCAGCCCCUCCACCGCAAACCCCCUGUCCUCCAGCGCCGCCUCCCUGGGAGCGUUAGCCAGCCCAGUAGCAGGCACAACAGCCAGCUCCAACGCCAGUGCCAUGAACUCUCUGACCUCUCUGGGUACCCUGCAGGGCCUGGCAGGCGCGACUGUGGGCCUGAACAACAUAAAUGCACUAGCAGGUAGCGUCAACAGUAUGGCGGCUCUAAACGGAGGCUUGGGCGGCGCAGGGCUCACCAAUGGCACGGCAGGCACCAUGGACGCGCUGACGCAGGCCUACUCAGGGAUCCAGCAGUACGCCGCCGCAGCGCUGCCCACCCUCUACAGCCAGUCCCUGCUGCAGCAGCAAGGGGCGGCCGGCAGCCAGAAAGAGGGUCCUGAAGGUGCCAACCUCUUCAUCUACCACCUGCCCCAGGAGUUUGGAGACCAGGACUUACUCCAGAUGUUCAUGCCUUUUGGAAACGUGGUCUCGGCCAAAGUCUUCAUCGACAAACAGACAAAUCUUAGCAAGUGCUUCGGCUUCGUCAGCUACGACAAUCCAGUGUCGGCACAGGCAGCCAUUCAGGCCAUGAAUGGCUUCCAGAUCGGUAUGAAGCGGCUGAAGGUGCAACUGAAGCGCUCCAAGAACGACAGCAAACCGUACUGAUCUUAGCACUAGGGUCUAUCUGCUCCCCCUGUUAGCACUGCUAGGGUAAGUCUCCCUCCCCCCAUGUAAAAAAAGAACAAAAAUGACGGGAAAAAAAAAAUCAAAUUGAGAUGAAACCGAGCCAUGACCUCUUCACAUAGGGAAUGGGGGAUCUGGUUUAACAGAGGGAUUGUGGGAGGUAGGGGGAGAUGACCUACAACCACCUGAGGGAGACGCACUUUUUUUUAUUGUUUUUCUUUGAAAAUUUUUAUGUAAGCCUUCAACUAUCAUAAUUUAUUACAGUUUUUGACACACAGGAACACUUCCAUUUCCACCUUUACUUUGUGCAAUCUACUUCUCUUUCUUCUUACAAUGGAAGGCAGUGGCUUUUUAAAAGAUAUGUUUAAACCUUCAUUUUCUUCUUUAACAGUGAUUAUUUAUACAUUUUUAAAGACUAGAGUCGAAGUCGAGAUGUAAACAAAGCAGCCAUGGUACCGUUUUCUUUUUCAGUAUGUUUCUUUAGUGUCUUGUUACGAACCCAAAGGUCGUAAUGGGUUCAUUUCUCAAAUUUAUCUCUUUUUCUUUUUUUUUUUUUAAUACGCUCGCCAAUAUGCACAUUCGCCCUUUGACCUCCACGGUGUUGGUUGCAGGCUGCCGCUGCUUCUCAGAAAAACCCCUUGAUGCCUGCCGGCAACCCGGGAGCAAAGGCUGCAAAACAUUCGUGGCCUCUUAACUGUAAAGUUUGCCUGCCGUACAGUUACACUCUACCACCACAAGAAGACUAAAUUCCAGCUAAACAUUUUCAUUUAUGUACAAAUACAGUUUUUCUUAUUUCACAGAAGUUAAAAAAAAAAUUUGUUCUUACUUUUCUGGGUCAGAUCACAUUGGUCUUUUAUGUGAAAAGGAUAUAACGGUAUGUAGAUAUGAGAAGAUAAAAAACUAAAUCCAGAAUUUGUGGAAGGAAAUCAUAGUACUACAAAAAAUGAGUUUAUAGAUUAAGGGGGUGGAUAACUGAAAAUACUUGAGAUUUGUUGACAGAUUAAAAAAAUAAUUCAAAGUACAGUAAAACCACAGGCCUGUAAAUUUUAUUUGUAAAAAAGCAGUUCUAUUUUUAUACAACAUUUUUACUGCCUCAGAUGAAGACAAAAUGAUUUUAUUUAUUGCCUAUCGUUAAGUUAUUGGACUCCUAUAAGAUAAACAGCAUCACUCAACUAGACCCUUGUGGAGAAACCACGUGAAAUUAGGUUCUCCUGUUUUUCCUUAGUUUUUUGUUUUUUUGUCCUUUCACCUGCGUGUUUUUUUUUUGUGCAGAAAUCAUAUCACAUCUAAUUCUGCCAACAUUCAAACAUCCUAACUAUUACCCCUCCCACAAACCCGCCUGCGUCGGUCUCUGUGAUGUUCAUUCAUCUUUAUUUUUACUCCCAUUCUCCACCCGUAUUCGUACUACUUCUUGAUUUGUCCUGUUUCUACCUUCGAUUUUGUCUGCAUUGUUUUAAACAUUUAAUCUUUUAAGUGUUUUUGUUUCUUUGCCCCCACCCUUCCAUUUGUAAAAAUUUAAAUACAUUUUUAGAACAGAAGGAAAUGAAAAGAAAUCCUCCCCUUCUUUAUCCAACUAAAAGAGAUCAUUCCCCAAACAACAACAUCCAUCUGUAUCUGAUGGAUAAGGCUUUGGGCGCUCUGUGUUUUCUGUGUAUACGUGAAUGAGUGAAUGUGUGUUGUUGCUCCUAUCUAUAAAUCUAUAACAUUAAUGUCAGUUUUAUAGUAUGUAAAGAAAUGUAAAAUCAAUGCUAAAAUUGCUAAUGAAACUAGUGUGUUGUGUUGCUGUUCUACCGGUUUGCAUUAAUGUUUGUUUGUUUGUUGUUUGUUGUUGUUCUCCUGAUUUUGUUUCUCAUUUUUUAAGAUGAUGCUGUUGUGGUGUGUUGCUCUGGCUCUCUGUGUGUAACUAUCUCCUCUCCCGUUUUUUCUUUUCCCCUUUUAGAACAACCCAUCUCCAUGCCUGUUAGCUCAUCGUUUGCCUAGCAUGUCUCCGUGGCGUCCAAAAAACAAACAAACAAAAAAAACUUUAAACAAAACAAAAACCCUCCAAAAAAAAAGUGUCAUCGUCCUCUUCCUCCUACCCAGUCAUUGUUUUCUCUGAUGUCUUUCCAAGAUCACCUGAUCAUAACCUGGUUCUCCUUCUCCACCACUGCCUACUGAUCUUUUAUGCUUUUAGCUUUUUGGACUUUUAAAUAUGAGUCUUUUUUUUUUUUUGGUUUUGUGUUUUUUUCCUUUUUUUUUGCAUGUGUCCUCGUUUGGAUCUGUUUUCUGGGAGGGUUUCAGGGAGGGAGCAGAUGAGGUAGGUGUGGGUAAGAAAUAAAUCAAUGUGAAAAAGAUAUAAAGCUGCAUUCAUAUGAAAUUUAACUAAAAAGACUGAGAUUUUUAUUGAACAAAUGUUCUUUUUGAAGUAAAAAAAAAAGACAACCUGUGGUAAAGUGAUUUCCAUUCAAUUUUUUUUUUUCUGCGUUUUUUUUUUUGUGAUUUUUUUUCUUCAUUUUAACUUAAACUUGAAAAUCACAACAGGAACUGGCGCGUCAUCUUGCUUCUGGUCGCCCAUGAAAAGCAGCCCCAGAAGCAGUUGGUGCCAGUUUCUCUGAGAAAUAAGACUACUUCCACACAGUUUUGAAUAAAAACUGUCUGAUCAAUAUUAGACUCUCUCUCAGAGCUCUCUAAUGGUUUUUACAUUUUUCAGGCAGUGUAAAGUUUUUUGAUAAGGCCAUUUUAAAUGGCUCUGUUUCUCAUUCAAAGUCUAUAUAUAGAACCACUUUUUUCUAGAGUAGUUUAAAGGAAAAAAAAUAAAAAAUAAAAAAGGACAUUUGCCCUGUUUGGGGGGAGAAAUGCUACCUACUUGUGUCACCUUUUGCUGAACUGACUCACAGAUAGACAAUCCGUGGUUUUAAAUGCACAUGAUGAAAUUACCUAUAUUUUCUACUGUUUAAAUGUAUAGAGGAAAAAAAAACUACGAUACCUGUAACCCACGUUAACGUCGGUGCUUCUUGUGAGUUUAGUUGUGGUUUCAUCACAAGUCUAACGGUCUUAAAUGUCUCAUGUUUUUUCAAGAGAAGACUAAAAAAAUCAGUUUACUUGAACAAUAGACAAAGCCUUUCAUAUUACUAUAACAGUUACUUUGGUUUUUUUUUAUCUUUAAGGAGUCCCUAUUUGCUAAAUCUCUUGUUGGUUAAUUAGCUAUAUAAAAUUCCUAAAAAUAUAUAUAAAUAUAAAUAUAUCUAUAAAUAUAUAUAUAAAAUGUCAGCUCGUAAAGCAUCAAUGUCAUUAUUAUUUUAUUUCUCUCGUGGGAAACAAUAUUUAGGUGUGUUUUGUUGUUCAGCAAAAUGUCUUAUAAGGAAAAAAAGACAAGAUCAGUGAAGUUUAGUGCCAAAUUCUGAAGGUACUUCCUGCCUAGCGCGUCAGUGUAUUUCUUGUGAAAUAAUUUGAUAACAUGGGUAUUUUAUUAUAAGUGUUUUGUAUGGAUCCCUCAUAUUUAAAGUAUAGAUUUAAAAAAAGAGUUUGUUAACUUGCUAUUCUGUGGUCUUGUUGCCUGACAAUGUCAUGUUUGCUUUUUUCUUUGUAAAGAUGUAAAAAAGUGCCCAUGUGUCAUAUAAAUAUAUAUAUAUAAAUAUAUCUAUACACACAUAUGCACACAUGGACACACAAACACUCUCGUGCAGACUUCACAGUUUACUUUUUAAAUGUGCAUGAGAGCCCCUGAGUGUGAAAGCCUCUUCAGCAACCGCUACUACCCUGCCAGUGCGCGCACACACACACACACAUACACAUACACACAGACUUUAAAAUUCACUUUAAUAUUUUUAGCAACUGUACAGCCAUUUCAGUCAUCAAAGCCUUACUACGAAUCCUUGCACACCUUUUCUCUCUUUUUAUUAGUAUCUGGCACACUCAGACGUAAACGUCAGACUUCAGCAUGUGUUUCUUACUCCAUCCCAGCUGAAAAUAUUAAAGCGAGAGUAAUACGCAAAGCCUUAUUUCUCUAAAUCCCCAUCUUAUCCGUUAUUGUUAAGUUCAGAAACCUUUCUGAGUCGUUUGUAUCUGAUGGCAAAAAUCAUUACUGUUUAUCACCUCUGAGGAGUGAAUGCUUUCAUGAUGUAAGCACAGGGCAAGACUUGCUCAUUCAUCCUCAGUCUGUUUAGGAAAAAGCACACGUCGCCAUCCGACAGGCAGGAUAUAGGCGGGACGCUCCGGAUUUGCUGCUGAACUUGUUCUCUUUAUUUUAUUUUUUUAAGAUAAGUAGUUGUGAGUUUAGUCGUGUAAUGGGCCAAAAUCAUGUAUAGAUGCCAAAGUUUGUUAUUGACAUUCACAUAGUCAAGCCGUUUACAUGGCACAGUGUUGUCAGUCUAUUCAACCAACUGCCCCCCGCUCCCCCUCCCUGAAAGCCUAGUUUACGGUCUGCAUAAAAGACAAAAAAAGGCAGCAUUAUUUUCUACAGAAGCUCACCAGUCGCCUUAACCAGGGAGAGUUGUACCAGUAUUUUAAGAGUAGAUGAUGUUGUCAGUUAGUGAUAUGUGCCAAGUCCAGGUCUGUUUGGGUUUCACUCUUCCCCAUUUCAUCCGCUUGGCCAGAGCAGGAAAACAGAACGUAAAAUCGAAGGUUUGAGGGAUGCCGCUCGCACUACUCCGGAUUGUUGUCUCCCAGGCUAACUGAGGUUAUUGGAAACAGGGCCGCGUCUUAUUGAAAUACCGACAGGGGAAAUAAAAAGCUUGUUGGCUUGAGAGGAAGAGGCCACGUCUGCAUGUCCACACAGGAAAAAACAACAGCCAGAGCUGAGAUGAAGGCAGUACAGCUUUCAUUGGAUCCCCUAGAAGAUCAACCAAAACAUUAUUUUUCUGAUUGUGUAGAAGGAACUGAGCAGAAUUCCUUCCUAAUGCUGCGCACGUUAACAGUGGAGACACACACAGCUAUAACUCCACGUUUGACAGCUGAACAGUCAAAUUAAACUAACAACAUAGUGGAACCUUUGCAUACAGUGGAUCUAAAAAGUCUACACACCCAUUAAAAUGCAGGUUUCUAUGUGUUGCAGAAUUACAUCACAUCCUCUAAAUUAGGAGAAAGUUACAAAACAAUUUCAAAGGCAUUAGGUGUAGCAUGGAACACAUUUAUGACUUAAUCAUUAACAAGACCAACAACUGGAUAUCCCUCCAAAAUUUUGUAAAAAGACAUGAAGAAAACUGGUCAGAGAGGCAAUCAUAAAGCCUACAGCAGGAGCGACAAGGAUUUGUGUCAAGUACUGGCUGUAUAGUAUAUGGGGCAGCAAUCUCCUGCAUUAUGUAUAUGUGUUAUGAAAGGUCAAGAUUGGAAGCUCCUCUUGCAAAGAAAAACAUCCCAGCUUGACUAAAAUUAGGCAAAACACUUUUAAAGUCUCCCAGACAAAUGCAGAAAAAUGUGUUAUGAUCUCAAGAAACCAAGGUUGAACUGUUCGGCCAUAAUUCAAAAGGAAUGGCUGACUCAAAUACAACACAGCAGAUCACCAAAAGAACACCAUAUCCAUAAUAAAGCAUGGUAGUGGCAGACUUGUGAAACUGAAACUGGGUGGACCACUCAUUAUAGACACAAUACCUUCAGUCGUCUGCUAGAAAGGUGAAGCUGCAGAAUGUCAGCUUUCAGCAUGACAACAUCCCCAAAGCGUACGGCUGAAUCAACAAAAGAAUGGUUUUGCCAGAUAAAGAUUAAAGUUUUACAAUGUUCCAGCUAGUACACAGACCUGAAUCAGAUGCCUCACAAUCUGACAGAUUUGGGUCAUUUUUGCAAGGAAAAUUGGGCUAAUGUUGCCAAGUUGAGAUGUACAUGUUAUAGGUGGAAGAAGUUUUUAAGUUACUUGCCCUGGUCUUAUUUUUCUAAUCAAAAAGACAUCAAUUUUGAACAUGUUGUGUAAACUUUCUAUAUCCACUGUACAACUGCAUACUUCACUCCUUCACUCCUCUCUUGCACAGUAUUUUUAUUUAAAUGUGGAGGCUAGACGUUCUGCGCUGUUCAAGACUUGUAAAAGUCCAAAAACUACAUUCUGCGCUGCCAAAUUGCACCAACUUGCACACAGCCCGACGUCACGUAGUCUUAGCAUGAAGCAUCUUGCCUUUGUUUCAAUGUCGAAGCACAAGAGGGUCGUAGGAAGCAAAGUUUCUGUGGAGCGGCUCACCUCAGGGGCUGUCAUCGCCAAUGCUCGAUGUAAUCUUUCUAUCUCGUCACUUGUUCACUUCUUUGUUCUCCUUCUUUCUUAAUUAUCUUAAGUGCUAUUUAUCAAAUACUGAAAUUUGAAAGGACAAAAAAAAUCUAACUUGUUGUUUCUUUGCAUUAUGGCUUAUGUCGUUUUUUGAGGAGAAAAAUGUUUUGUGUGUUCUCUUUCCGUGGCGUAAAAAAGAGCUUGUUGUCUGUAAAGAAAAAAACUCCAAAAACAAAAAGAAUGAUUUUUGUUGUUGCUGUUGUUGCUUUUGUUAAUUUUGACUCUCAAAAUGGUUUUCAGUAGUUUCAGAGUUAUUGUCUUGAGAGAAGCCAAAGUCAAUGCAUUUCAGUGGAUCCUGUAAGCGUGAUGUAUGUUUGUUUGACAACACUUGGAAAUCUGUCACUGGAUGGGAUUUAAAAAGUACAAAAAAUGCAGGCUUUCCUAUUUCUACAACUGAUUGUACUUAUGCAUUUUGUACCAGUGGAAUUUUUUAUACUGGAGAUUAAAGGAUACAACAAAAAAAUCUUAGAAAAAAUGCUGUCUGGCCUGGUGAUGUGGCCUGACCCUGACUGGUCCCUGAGUAUGAUUUCUAGCUGGCAUCAAGAAAGUUGGCUUUUGAUAUAAGAUUUUCUAAAAGAUCUUUGGCUUUAUUUCUUUCACUUCUUUUUCCUCACUUUAAUGUUUUUUUUUUCUUUUUUGUUUUUUUUUUUCCAAAAAGGGUUGUAGGUGAGUGUCAGACCUUUCAUUUUUAUUUUAUUAGUAGUUUUAGCAAGUUUGUCUAUACAACAGCCGUAAGUUUCAUUUAACUUCUGUAUUGUGUCGUCUACACGAUAAGACAAUUAUAGAAAAAGAAAGAAUAGAAGUAUUUAGUCACCUUCAGUGGAUUAAUGUAUUAGUUUAAUAAAGAGAUCAACUAAUUAGAAACUUUUUGCUUUUAGCUGUUUAGAGUUUUUCCGGUUUCUCUGUCCUCCUCUGUGAACUAACUGUGUAGCUGAAGCAGUCAGAAUUAUUUUUGUAAACGUAUGUUCUUGUGUGAUGCAGUUUUUUGCUUCUGUCUCCUAUAUUAAACCAUUUUUCCUAAUA